Enhydra lutris kenyoni (northern sea otter) is the source of this 332-nucleotide messenger RNA. Its product is annotated as keratin-associated protein 12-1-like. Bases 18 to 332 code for a protein of 104 amino acids. The transcript has a single exon. The record is from RefSeq and is a predicted model, not a curated record. NCBI's taxonomy places the organism in Eukaryota, Metazoa, Chordata, Mammalia, Carnivora, Mustelidae.
UCCAGCCCCACGCCACCAUGUGCCACACCAGCUGCUCCACGGGCUGCCAGCCGGCCUCCUGCACCCCCAGCUCCUGCCAGACGUCCUGCUACGUGCCCGUGAUCUGCCAGCCCACCAUGUCUGUGCCCGUGAGCUGCAGGCCUGCCAUGUCCGUGAGCUGCAAGCCCGCCGUGUACGUUGUCCCCUCCUGCCAGUCCUCUGUGUGUGUGCCCGUGAGCUGCAAGCCCCUCGUGUUCAUGGCCUCCUCCUCCCAGUCCUCCGGGGGCUGCCAGCCCUCCCACCCCACCCUGCUCUACAGACCCAUCUCCUGUAGCACCCCAUCCUGCUCCUAA